Ceutorhynchus assimilis (cabbage seed weevil) is the source of this 2424-nucleotide messenger RNA. NCBI's taxonomy places the organism in Eukaryota, Metazoa, Arthropoda, Insecta, Coleoptera, Curculionidae. The record is from the annotation of a GenBank genome assembly.
CAGAAAUAUGUGGAAGUAAUAGCAGUGUCGUUUUCUGCGUUAAUGUGUGUCAUAUUUUUUCUUAUAGGAUGUUUUCCGCGAAAACUGGACUUAAUUGCACCCCACCAGCCAUAGAUGACUUUCCUUCCGACCUACUUUCGGAGGAUCAGAGACGUGAAGGUGCCAUCCUAAUUCAUAUCAUAGUAUCAUUAUACCUUUUCGUAGCCUUAGCUGUAGUCUGUGAUAAUUAUUUUGUACCAGCCGUAGAGAAAAUUUGUAAUGCACUCAACAUGUCAGCGGACGUGGCUGGUGCCACUUUUAUGGCGGCAGCCACUUCAGCACCAGAACUAUUCGUUAAUGUUAUCGGAACCUUUAUCACUGAAGGUGACAUAGGAGUAGGAACGAUAGUAGGUUCAGCAGUGUUUAAUAUUUUGGCAGUAGCAGCAUGUUGUGGAGUCAGUGCCGGAAUGUGCGGAGUCAAAGUAAUUCCAUUGGACUGGUGGCCGUUAACGAGAGAUUGUUUGGCUUACGGGAUUACCGUGUCCAUUUUAAUUUGUAUAAUUCACGAUGAAAGAAUAGAAUGGUACGAAGCUCUAAUUUUGGUACUUCUCUACAUUAUCUAUAUACUGAUUAUGUACUUUGACAAAUCGAUACAAAAAUGUGCCAGAGGCGCUUUAAGGCAAGUAAGGAGAUAUUCCAAAGAGACCCGAAAAUCUUCCAAAUCUGCCAAUAAUGCAAACGAAAAUGAUGCUUAUGUAACAUCCACGGAUGAAAACAACAUUUCAUUGGAUACGACGUCAAUCGCGAAAAAUGCACAGGAUAACGAUAACAACGUCCAUGUAGGCCAGGCGCAUUUGAACGGAUCUGUGAAAGGAGAUUGCCAGAAUCGUAUUGAAAUUAGAGAAGAAUUACCAAAAUUGGAGUUAAGUAGUAGAGAUCCGGACGAUGAAUUACCGUUUUGGAAAUGGCCAAGUGGAAAAGGAGGAUGCAGACAGGUCACAUGGAUUAUCACGUGGCCAAUUCGUCUAGUAUUCUUCCUGACAAUUCCAGAUUGUGAAAAACCAAAACUGAAGAAAUGGUUUCCAAUCACGUUUUUGAUGUGCAUUGUUUGGAUCGGAUCGCUGUCUUACAUAGUGGCUUGGAUGAUUACAAUCAUAGGUGAUACACUGAGAAUUCCCGAUUCCGUGAUGGGUAUAACGUUUUUGGCAGCUGGAACGAGUGUUCCAGAAGCAGUUUCCAGUGUGAUUGUAACAAGACAAGGUCACGGUUCUAUGGGAAUCAGCAACUCGAUUGGAUCGAAUACUUUCGACAUUUUACUAUGCUUGGGUUUACCUUGGUUUAUUAAAGCCACGUUUAUGCCAACUAUUGCAGGAAAGCAUUGGGUCGGCAUAAACUCAGCUGGAAUCGAAUACAGCGCCAUCUCCUUACUAUCGUCCCUAUUGAUGUUAUACAUAGCAUUCGCCCUCAACAAAUUCAGGCUGGACAAAAGGGUAGGCAUGAUAUGUCUGCUGAUGUACGGAGUAUUUCUCACGUUGGCGAGCUUGAUAGAACUUAAUGCAUUCUUCAGGGUGAAUCUGCCAACUUGUGGACGGUGAAAAAUCAAAUUAACAUUAAUAUAUUGUGAGUGUAUCAAGUGUAAGCAAGAGUCAUAAACAUUUUCAGUGAUUGCUGUCGUGAUCAUGGAAAGUAGUACACAGUACACUUUUCACAAAAAGGGUAAGAUAAAUGUACCUGGUACCUCCAGUUAUACAAGUUCAGCUUCUCCUUUUUUUAUACGACAGUACAAUAAUGGUAGCAUUUAACAAUUGAUCCAAAUUUCAUUCAUAUUUCGAAAGCUGUUAUAGAGAAAUAAUGGUUUUGAAACCAAGUUAUUUUAGAGUUAAACUAAAAUUUCAAGACCUCAAAGAGAGCGUCAAAUACAUGUAUUUUAAUUUUAAACCAUUUCUUAUUUUAAAUGAUUCUCAUAGGUUACAUGUUACAUUAUCUAAUAUUAUUCAGUAUUUUGAGAAUAUAUAUUAUUUUAUUAUAAAACCCGCCAAAAAUUGAUAUUCUAGGCUAACAAUUAGAUUUUUAAAAAUCCCAAAAUAAUAAUAAAUAAGCGUUUGCGUAUAGAGGCUCUAUCGCACACAUUAAAGAUAUAGUUACGACGUUAUCUAUCAAAAUUAUUUUCAAAGCGUUUAUCAAUGAAUUAAAUUGAAUGACGUUUUCUAAUUCAUUGAGCAUCUUCUCCCAUAAAAAUUAAUGAAAUAGGUUAAUAUUGUAAUAAAUAAGUACCUCUUAUAACUACUAAGAUUUGUAAAUAUUAUAAUUAACAAAACGGUAUUAUUUUUGAGAUAAUUUAUUUUACUCACUUAUAUCAAUAUUAUGCCUAGAUUUGUAGUGUAAGUAAUAUUAUUUUUUAUUAAAACUGUACAACAAAAUUUAGUAAAAACCUUCAAAAAAUCA